Molecule: messenger RNA, 3879 nt
Organism: Paramacrobiotus metropolitanus
Lineage: Eukaryota; Metazoa; Tardigrada; Eutardigrada; Parachela; Macrobiotidae
Exons: 10
Coding region: 602-3553 (983 amino acids)
Source: RefSeq, a predicted model, not a curated record
AACUGUCUUUCUUUAACUGCAGUUUCAUUUUAUGCGGGCGGUUUCUUUAACUACACUAAUUACUCUGUCUUGACUGGCUUGUGCUAAUAAAUCCACUGCAGUUUCCAAACACUGCAAAAUGACUCCAGUGAUUCAAACCUUUUAACGCAGAUGAGCCUUCCAGAAGACUUCAAAUUAUGUGCCAAAUUUUCAUUCUAGAUACUUUUAGGUUUGCUGGAUUGUAGUCCGAUUGGUGCAAGAUUGGAAGUCGUUCUCGGCUGCAUAACUUGUUGCUAACUGCUUGGAGGCACCACUUCAAAUGCAAAAUUAUGAUGAUCUGUGAACUCGCUGGAUAAGAUCAUAAGUGAUAAGUUCGCUAGUUUUACUUUUAAGUUUUAACUGUAAUUAUUCCGCUUAUUACUGUUGCUUGUUGAAUCUGGAUUAUUUCGGCUAUCGAAGUUGUCUGUAUCUUAUCGCUAACAGACUGAUCAUGUCGAAGCAGGCUCCUCAUCGUCAGAAGUCCAGAAGACCUCGUGUCACUGAAUCGUGUUGUGUUGACUGUUGAUUCGCGCGUGGAUGGCAUGCUAAUCUGAAGCACCAUCCAUCCAUACACAGCCGCGCAAUGUCCUACUUCCAGCGCCUAUCCGACACCAGUCCCUCCUUCCCCGCGGAAUACUACACCCCCGCCUUCGUCCGCUCCCUCAUCGCCGCCGUGUACCAGCACGGGAAACCCCUGACCCCGCAGGAGAAUCUCUUCCUCAUCUCCCUGCCCCGCCACUCCACCGGGCUGCACAUUGCCCACGAUCUCCUGACCAGCAGCAAUGCGAACGAAGCCUACCAGCUGCAGUUCGCCGCGCAUCUCCUAACCCAGUCCCUGGAGCACACCCCCGCCAUCCAGCUGAGUCCGCAGCUGCUGGAGCAUCUGGUGCAGUUGCUGCUGCAGUUCUACCAGGCGGAUGAUAAUCCCGUGGCGGAGAAGGUGUGUCGACAGUUGUUGGCCGGGGUGGGGAUGCUGGUGCGGAUGAAACCCGACUGGAAAGUGCGAUUUCGGGCAGUGGCGCGGGCGCUGCAGCCAGAUUUUUUCGAGACCCACCAACCCCCGCCCAAGGCGCUUAAUGUAUUUUUUGUGUUCGUCAAGUUUAAUACACUGCGGAACCGAGGGAGUGAGUCGACUGAGUGGGAAUGCGUGGAGAUUGUUGUGGAUUAUUUUAAUCAGCUCCUCAAUGCCCAGAUGAACAUGUACACGCCGCACCAGGUGAAAUACCUGCGAAUCCUCUCCGACUGGUACGCCGAGACCAGCCAGCGCUUCGGCACCCCCACCGAACACUUCGGCCAUCUCGUGCUGCGCAUCGCCCAGUACAUCGACUGCCCCGCCCGCCAGUCCUUCCCGUGGGGGGAUCUGCAGAUGCAGGCGGUGGAGACGCUGGGGGAGUUGCUGCAGAAUCCCGAUAUCCAUCUACUGCAGAACAGUCUGAUUGAAUUGCUCCGCAUCAUCCUGCAGUUUCCCAUGAAUGAGCGCGUCCAGACCUUAGUCCAUAGUGAAGGCGGUAUGGAAGCGGCCUACAGCUAUCUGGAGACGAUUGCCCGGGUGCUGUUGAAGUUCAGUUUUGAGUUUGCGGAUAUUGUGGUGGCGUGCUCCGAGGACGAGAAGACGCGGGGACUGUUCUACGAGUAUGUGCGGCGGUUGUGUGUUCUGAGUGAACCGUUUCCGGAGAAGAACGGCGGAUGGGAUGGGGAGGCGCGGUUUUCGCAGCAGGCUAUUUUGGCGUUCAGGGAAUUUCUGAAUCUUAUCCACGAAAUGUGUGGAACGGGUUCGGAAGUAUCGGAACGACUGCUUCCGGAUUUCAAGAUUUUCUUCGGUAUUUUGAUCAAGAAAGCCUGUCUUCCCCCGCCGGAAAUGAUCAAACAGUGGAAUCAGGAAGAGCGGGAAUCCUUCGCCAGCUUCCGUGCGGAUAUUCAACUGACGAUGGAAGCCUUCGCAGCGGCUGUCGGGACCACACUGUAUGAAUGGUUUGGAGAAGAAUUCGAUGCCUGUCUGAAUAACAUGCAGCAUAAAGAUGCUCAAAUCCGAUUGACAGCGUUAUGCCAUUUAUUGCGCUUCUCCUACAACGCUCAUCUCCCAUCGGAACUGAUAACAGCGCUCUUCGAGCAUUUAGACAAAUGCAUGAAGGUGGCCAGUCGAGAAGUAGUUUGUGAGGCGUUCGCGGCGAUGGGCGUGUGGAUCCCGUUGUUGGCGGAGACGAAUAAUCAGGCCAUUGUGCAGAAUGUGAUUACCAUAGCGUUGUACGGGAUGCGGGAGAAGGAUGUCCAGUUAACCGGGGUCUGUGCCACGGUGCUGACGGCGGUCGCUGAUGUGGACGUGAAAGAGCUGCUCAGGAGCUAUGCAGAUGUCGCGGAAUGUAUUAAGAUGAACCUUGUGGGAAAAGUGGGAAACCGAAUAAGCCUAUUAUCGUUAUUCGCAAUCUGGGGACACAUGAUCGCCUCUCUCGUGCCGGAGAACGCUGUGCCGGAAGUCGACGGCGUGUACGAUGUGUUUGACAAGAUGCUCCAGUCUGUCCCAGCGAAUGAGAAGCAGCGCCUCUUGAAGACGGCCAGUCUGUUUCCGGCGUUUUUCCAAGCUCUCGGACGGCACAUGGAAGACGAGCAACUGCCGGGCGCGUACCGGGUGUACGAAGCUAUCGCCCGGUUGGGUUUGCGUCUACUGGAUGCGCUGCAUAGUCGGGGAGUGUUCGGUUGGAAUGAUCCCAAGUUGACGGUGGAUGAUACCUUUGCUGAUCUCAUAAAGCCGUUGUUAUGCGCCGCUGGACCGGCAGUCGGGAAUAUUCUGCAUGUAGUGGUACCCUUUGUGGAGAACAGUCUGUCCAGACGGCCGACAGCCGGAAUUAUGCGGUGUAUUGUCGAGUUGCUGACAAAAUAUCUGGAUCGUCCUGGUUGUGAGGAUUUAUUUGCCCGUUUGACGAUGCACACGAUUAACUCUGUGAUGACGCUGUCGGAGGCCACCGACUGGAUGGACCAUUUCAUGGUGUAUCGGCCGUUCGUGUUGGCCAUUUAUCCUGUUGUUCGACAGCAGCCGAUGCUGUUCUCCCUGCAGCCUGUUCCCUGGGAGAAACUGAUUGCGUUUGUUGCCAAAUUAAUCUGCACACCACCGAGUGGCGAUGAGGAAUCACAAGUGCAAAUUAGUGUAUUAUUUGAGGAGCUGCUGCGAAUGAAGCCGCCGAAAACCGUCCUGAUGAACGGGGAAAACCACUUCAAGACUCUUGUAGUGUCCAGUUAUGGAGAGAAAUUUAUUGAACAAUUUUUGCGGGUUUUUCGCAAUCCAUACGCUCAUGACGCCGAGGUGAAGGUGUGCUGUGAAUGUUUUUACGCCAUGUUAGCCGAGCUGCCGGCGGAGACGAAGCACUGGAUCGAGAGUGUCAUCGCGGCGGUGAAUCGGGAAGAAACCUGCGAUCCCAACAUGGCCUUUGUCAAACUGCUGUCCAGCAUUCUGGCGCAGCGCAGUAAGUCGGGUGUGGCGCGGCAAGUCAGCACGUACCGACAGAAAUUUAUCCUCAUACCGGGCGUCCUUGGGCAAUAAAAAAGAAGUCAGAAUUAGCGAUAAUUUAGUGAAUUAUUGGUAAUUGCCGGGUGGUUGGUUGUGACCGGUUUUUGGUGGUAUUAUGUUUGUUAGCUUUUAAAGACGGUGAAUUUGGAUCGUUUUAGUGCUUUUUUAAUUUUUUACUUUCUUAGAAGCUUCUGGAAAAUACGUCGGUGAGCUUGUUAGUGGGAAAUAAUUCUGUUCUUACGUGAAAAUGUGGUAUCUUGUCGUUGAUUCUGGAAAAUAACGCUUUUGUAUUCCGCCAGCCAACCGAAGUGAAGUCGAAUUAAAUGGCGGACUGAUCAUUCUCAGAAUCCCAAUGAAUA